AUGGCAAUAACGAGGUCUGGAUUAUUCACUCUGGAGACGUCAAAUCCGCGAUUUUUCACUUGCUGUGCCAGGCUUCAUGUGAAGGUCGCCCUUGCAAUUAUUAUCUUCUUCCUGGGAUUCAUAGAGCUUACUGAAUGGUAUUUCUACAUUUUUGUUGGACAUGCAGGAGAGGAUGCAGAUGCUGGACAAGCUAUUCUUUCAAUCUGGCAACUAGUCUCAAUUAUUUGCAUGAUAAUUUCAUUUUUGACUGAAAAAGAGGAUUUAUUGAUUCCGUUCAUUCUGUUCAUGAUUUUUGUUGUGACCAGUUUCAUGUUUUGGGUUAUGCAAAUUUUGGUGAUUGUCGUUUUCCCGUAUUCGGAAAGAGCAUCUCACCUACUGGGUUUCAGAGAUGAUGUCGACUUUGUCACACCUCUUACUGUGCUCGCCGUUUUCACUACGGUCACUACAUUAACAGGAUGGUUCUUACAUGUCGGUCUGGUCAGUUACGUGUAUUUCCAAAGCAGAAAUCGAGAGCUAAAAGUGAAAGCAUCUGCUCGAGACGCGAGACCACCGAUGGUAGCUCCUAUGGUCGCCGCCGGACAGACACAACAACAAAAGCCUGCUGCUGAUAACUUCCCAAAUCCGAAUUUCUCAAUUUCCGACGACGAGGAUAUAGAAGAUGAUGAGGAUAGAGUGUUCGAGCAAAAGUCUGGCCCAAGUAUGGUCUAA
Caenorhabditis briggsae is the source of this 708-nucleotide messenger RNA. RefSeq names its product Protein CBR-DCT-11 (gene Cbr-dct-11). NCBI's taxonomy places the organism in Eukaryota, Metazoa, Nematoda, Chromadorea, Rhabditida, Rhabditidae. Gene Ontology annotation, cellular component: lysosomal membrane. The transcript is spliced from 6 exons. The record is from RefSeq and is a predicted model, not a curated record. The coding region runs from base 1 to 708 and encodes 235 amino acids.